Messenger RNA from Cladophialophora psammophila CBS 110553, 1050 nucleotides. RefSeq lists its product as uncharacterized. NCBI's taxonomy places the organism in Eukaryota, Fungi, Ascomycota, Eurotiomycetes, Chaetothyriales, Herpotrichiellaceae. The transcript has a single exon. The record is from RefSeq and is a predicted model, not a curated record. Bases 1 to 1050 code for a protein of 349 amino acids.
AUGUCCCAAAAGAUUGCGGAACUUCUCGCAGAGUAUAAGAUUUCAAACGGCACAGGUCCAGACAAGGCGAGGACAAGGACGCAGUUGGAAGCAUUGCCUGUCAACCUCCCUUACUUCCAGCAAGCCGUCCACCACCUCGAUGCUGGCAAUGGUGACUUCGGAGACGAAAAUGAGCAUGGCGACGACGACGACGCUCGAACUGUGGCCAACACCACAACUAGCGCGGCUGACGACAGUGACCGACAGCUCAUGCGUGCCCCGAAACCGACCAAGGCCGAAACUCGAGCACUUAAAAAGGCUGCCAAAGUAGCAAAGUCGCAAUUCAAGGCUGCUAAGAACCAACAGAAACACAUCAUCAACGUCCGGACGGCAGAUGUCUCAUUCGUUGCAGAGGUCUUGCACGGCGACACUGCAAACACCGGCGGACAACCCGGUGCGACACAUCCACUGGCGAGCGACAAGACCAUUGAAGAGGUUAUUGCAAGAAACAUGGGUUUCAUGUCAAGCAUUGAGGCACACAAGAAGACGUUGCUGUCCAGUAUUGCACAGAGGAGGAAGAGUGAGCGUGAAAGGCGCAAGAGCACGGUUGGAUGCACUGGCGGCAGCGGAAAGAAGAGGAGAUUCAGUGAAGGUGUGCAUGAUGGUGAUGCUGACGAUGGUGAGAUGGAAGAUCUGCUCGUUGCUGUUUUGGUAAAGCUUGGGGUUGAUGUAGGACAUGUUCGGUCUGGUGGUUGUCCUGCCGGUGCUGCUGUUGCUUUUGUCAGUGGCGUUGGUGGAAGGAAGAGUGGUGUCGGAGCAGGAGCCAAUAAAGCGGCCGCUUCCUCCUCUCCACAGCGAAUUCCUGCCAUCAUCGUGGCUCUAAAGGCUUUGGUGAAAGAUGAUCUGGAAAGAUUUGAGAACGAGCAGCGGGAGACAUGUGUUCGAGCAGGUGGAUUCUGGAGAUAUGUUGGGCGGCCUGUGUUUGAGCGGAUGACCAAGAUUGCAAGAGGAGUGGAUUGGAAGACGGGGAUGAUAUUGAAGGAUAUCAACAACAGGGAAAUGGAGGGCUGA